Molecule: messenger RNA, 1219 nt
Organism: Acanthopagrus latus (yellowfin seabream)
Lineage: Eukaryota; Metazoa; Chordata; Actinopteri; Spariformes; Sparidae
Product: homeobox protein OTX1-like
Exons: 8
Coding region: 13-549 (178 amino acids)
Source: RefSeq, a predicted model, not a curated record
UUGUUGUCCUGGAUGUUCAACAGACUCCUGUUCCCCCCAACGGACCUGAAUCCAGUUCCUGCCUGGAAUGUUGCUGCUCCUACCAGAAAUGGAGACCUUGACUUGGACUCUUGUGGUGGGCGUCAUCACCGCCAUUGCAACUUCAGGAAGAUUCAUGGUAGCAGUGGAGGGCCGGGGACAGAGCUUCUGAUGCCACCACCAUCCUACUAUGGAGGCCCAGCCCCCUCUGCACUACCCCCCCGCUUCCAGCCAGCUGGUCACCCCCACCAGCAAACCCCGCCGUUCCCAGGAGCCAUGGCCUACCACCCCUCUGCUCCCCCACACCACCACCCCAUAGCCAGACCUCCUCGCUAUGGAGCUUCCAGGUGGGACUUGUUGUCCUGGAUGUUCAACAGUCGAAGUUGCCAUCAGCUGGCUGCUCUUAAUAAAGAGUGUCAGUUUGGUUUCUCAGAGCCGAUGGAGGACCUAUCUGAUAUGGACCCAGCCAUCGUGUGCUACCAGCUUGAGGGCGGGGACACCGUGUUCCCUCUACUGCCGAAGAAACAUUAAAGAUGGAGUCACAAAGGAGGACAAGGAGAUCCAGCUGCUACCCUGCAGAAGUUCGAAUGUUCUUGAUGCAUAAGAAAAAAACAUUGUUUUAGUUUACAGUUCUGUUCCAGAUAUUCAAAUAAAGAUAAGUUCUAAAGCCCUCCAGCCCUGACAGCUAAAUCUUUUGGUUAUACUGAUGAUGGAAGAUUCUGUACUGUGAUGGAGAGGUACUGAUAUCUUCGGAGCCCCCUUGUAGUGCAGGUCAAAUUGAUCCAGAGACCAUAUGAAGGACCAUGCCCUAUCUGGUGCCCCAGGGUUCCUGUUGUCCUUGCUGAGUUCAUCUGGCUGGAUUGGCAAAAGUAUAGGCCCCAGGGCAGUGGCACAGUUCAAGAAGUGCCAAUGAGACUGAACCAAGAGCCUGCUACAAUAGGGGGGAAUUGGGGUUAUUGAGUUUAGUUCAUUAGUAGUUAAUGUAUUAAUGCGUUGUGUCAUUCCUCUUGUGUGUCUUUGGCCUGAUCAGCCACUAUUGAACCCCCCUGUGUUCUUUAUUUGUUAGGUUGGUCACAAAGGAGGUUGAUGACAUGCAUGAAGAUGCAUAGAAAAUUCUUGAAGUCAUAAUGUUUUUGAGAAAGAAACCAAUUGGUUGUGUAUAGUUCAGUUCUACAUGUUCAAUUAAAACUAAAACAUUUCA